GAUUUAUAAUGAUAAGUGGUCCGGUCAUUCAGUUUAGGUUACAGGCUAGACUGAGGACACUUGGUGGUUAGAAGUCAAAUCCAAGUCAACAAGAGUCAUGUGGAGUCUAAGUGUGGGGGCUCUAUCAGCCAUUGUCUUGCUGCACGGCUGUUUUGCAGCUCUUCAGCUGACUACUAACCCUUCAACAAUCGGGACUGGUCUAACCAGAACCCUAGAUGUAAUUUGUUCUUUCAGGCCAGAUGCUACCAUCAGCUCUCUCAUAUCUCUACAGUUGAGCCUCAACCAGACCUUGCUGGCCCAACUCAACUCCAAUGAUGGUCAGGUACGCUCCUCUAUCCCCAGCAGGGAAGCAACUGUAGUCGGAGCUUACGACAAGAACGGGGACUCCUACAUUAGAAUUGUCUGGACGAACCGACCAGAGGAAAGAGCCGGAAGGUAUCAAUGCAAAGCCAACGGAGUCAACGUCGUCGGGCAAUUACAAGAGGCAACUAGGGAUAAUAUCGUGACAGCGGUGACCCCAGAUGUCACUACAAUCGUAGACGAAAUGGUCAACCUUGUCCAGAAAGUUGAGACACUCCAAAAGAUUUGGGGAGAUUUUACAACGUACUUGCAGGAGAAGAUUAACGUCUCGGCGUCUUUAAGGACGCAGUUUAUAAUUUCCGAUUCCUUUAGAGGACACAGAUACUACCUGAACAGCCGUACCUACUUCUUCACACCAAACGAUGCCCACUUCAGGUGCCACAUGUAUGGAGGCUACCUGGCGGAGAUAGACGACGCGGAAGAGUUUGAGUUCGUCAGGAGCUUCCUGAAGACCAAGAACCCGAGAUUCUACGAAAUGCUUCUGGGCGGGUCAGACGAGGCUCAAGAGGGUCAAUGGGUUUUCCCAUACACGGACAGACCAGUGAAAUACUUUAACUGGACCAUCGGUCAGCCUGACGCAGGAAGGGGAGCUAAUAACCAAUGUAUCUGGAGAGACGGGAACUACCUGAUGAGUGAUUGCGUCCCCUUGAUGACAUACGAUUGGUCAUUCGUCUGCGAGAUCCCAGAUAUCUAUGCUGAAUAAAUCAUAACUUUUA
Messenger RNA from Biomphalaria glabrata, 1076 nucleotides. RefSeq lists its product as uncharacterized. The record is from RefSeq and is a predicted model, not a curated record. The transcript is spliced from 2 exons. Bases 98 to 1063 code for a protein of 321 amino acids. Lineage: Eukaryota; Metazoa; Mollusca; Gastropoda; Planorbidae.